Salmo salar (Atlantic salmon) is the source of this 1688-nucleotide messenger RNA. The record is from RefSeq and is a predicted model, not a curated record. Lineage: Eukaryota; Metazoa; Chordata; Actinopteri; Salmoniformes; Salmonidae.
CCGUAAAAUAUUGCGCAGGCCCAGUUUAUGCCUUGCAUUUCCUGAUUUGGUGGACUGAUUGGAAGAGUAGCUCUGACUGAUUGCUAUUUUCUCAGCAUCUGGCACACUAAUCGGGCAGCGUCAAGUGGGGUUCAGUCAUGUCAGCACCUGCUAUGGGGACCACGAAGACGGCUCACACUGAUGUGGCCCCGAAGAAAAAGAGGGGACCGGGUGCCCUGGCUACGGCGUAUCUGGUUAUAUAUAACGUGGUUAUGACAGCUGGCUGGCUGGUCAUUGCUGUGGGCCUGGUGCGGGCCUACCUUGUCAGAGGCAGCUACCACGGCCUGUACUUCUCUAUAGAGAAACCCCUGAAGUUUUUCCAGACCGGUGCACUAUUAGAGAUAUUGCACUGUGCAGUGGGGAUCGUUCCAUCCUCUGUGGUUCUAACAGGGUUCCAGGUGUUGUCUCGGGUCUUCCUCACCUGGGCUGUGACACACAGCGUACGAGAGGUCCAGAGUGAAGACAGUGUCCUGCUCUUCGUAUCGGCAUGGACCAUCACAGAGAUCAUCCGCUACUCCUUCUACACCUUCAGUCUGCUCAACCACCUGCCCUACCUCAUCAAAUGGGCACGGUACACAUUCUUCCUAGUCCUGUAUCCUAUGGGUGUGACAGGUGAGCUGCUGACCAUCUAUGCAGCCCUGCCCUAUGUGCAGAAGACAGGUCUCUACUCUGUCACUCUACCAAACAAGUACAACUUCUCCUUCGACUACUACACCUUCCUCAUCCUCACUAUGGUCUCCUACAUUCCACUGUUUCCCCAGCUCUACUUCCACAUGAUGCGUCAGAGAAAGAAAGUCCUGGCCCACGUGGAAGAGUACAAAACAGAGUAAACACAGCAAACACACGGCAGACUGAUCACAUCAUGCCACGGGGAGGAGUCUUGGCAGACUGAUCACAUCAUGCCACGGGGAGGAGAGGAAAAAGACGAGAUAACGUUUAAAAAAAGAAAAAACAUGCCUGACCAAUUAAAUAUGUCUGCUUGUUGAAAUACCAAGAAACUCAACUCUUUUUCAGAUCCAGAAAAUAACAUGGGGAAUGGGGAUGAUCGAUCUAACCGUGGUUCUUGCUAAUCAGUUGGUUCGGUUUUGGGCUGUUGCCUGGCUAUUAAGAUGCUCUUGUCAUUUACAAUAUACAAACUGCUUUUCGUUUUCUUUGUAAGUAAAUGCAGUUACCAUGUUAUCAAAAUGCUACUUAAACUGUUUUGUAAAUGUGAUGAUGAUCCAGGUCCAUUGCACUGGCCCCUUUGAGAGGCAGCAGAAUGCUGUGCUGUUGCCUGUGACUCUGGUCAUAAUGUGCUGAAUGCACUGAUACAAUCAAUGCCCUCUUCUCUCAUUAUUCAGUAGAAGACAAACACUAGAACCCCCCCCCCCCCUUCUAUUCUAUCACGGUCUGCAUCCCAAAUGGAAGCCUAUUCCCUAUAUAGUACACUAUUUAGGGAAUAGUGUCAUUUGGGAUGCUGCCAUGCUUUGUGCUCAAAUGAAUAGUUGUCCUUUGUCAGGAUGGAUGGAUGGAGGGUUCCAUAUUUGUCUGACUCUCAACGGAGGACUAUGCCUGUUGUUUAAGUAAUUUAUUUCUGCAACUAGUUUUUUCACCUGCAGAACUUCUGAUCACAUUCCAUUUGGUGUAAUAAAGCUUUUCUUUAUUCUGUG